AUGAAACGUUUCAGAUUCGAUGUCAUCAAGAACUCUGAAGUACGCUGGACAGGAAAAGGAGAAGACACUACACACAACAAAGGUGUAGGAAUGCUAUUAAGUGCAAAAGCAAAAAAGACGCUAAUAGGAUACAAUCCGAUUAGUUCGCGAGUAAUCAUGGCUAGAUUCAAUGCAACACCAUUCAAGCUCACAGUAAUGCACGUGUAUGCACCAACAUCAGCAUCAUCAGAUGAUGAAAUCGAAAUAUUCUAUGAUAGCAUCGAGCAUGCACUAACACAAACGCCUAAAAAGGAUAUAAUAAUCGUAACUGAUGAUUGGAAUGUGAAAAUUGGGAGUGAUAAUACACACUGGAAGUCAAUGAUGGGUAGAUCGACUUCUAGAGUUUGCAGCAGUACACAAUCUAUACAUUUGCAAUACAUGAUUUCAACAGAAAGCAAAUAA
This is a messenger RNA of Rotaria socialis, 441 nucleotides long. NCBI's taxonomy places the organism in Eukaryota, Metazoa, Rotifera, Eurotatoria, Philodinida, Philodinidae. The record is from the annotation of a GenBank genome assembly.